GAUUGGACGAUGGCAUUCGGAAUCAGUGUCGAGCGUUGUAUUUUAGCUUUUCUUCUUCUUUACGUUUGUGUCUUUGGGAAAAACUUUGUAUAUGCUGAUGAGGACGGGUCGGAGGGAGAGAAUGGUGGCGAGAUCGGUGGUGGAUUCGGCGGUACUGGUGGUGGGAUCGGUAGUGGUGGAGGCGGGAUCGGUACUGGUGGAGGCGGGAUCGGAGCUGGUAUUGGUGGUGGUGGGAUCGGAGCCGGUGCCGGUGGUGGUGGGGUUGGAGAUCCUACUCAAUUUUUUUCAAAAGCCUUGCAAUGUUUCAAUGAUAGAUAUAUUUAUAGCAGGUGUGAAGAAUCAUGCAGAUUGAACGAGAAAGGAAACCUGAACGUGCCUAAAGAGAAAACUGAUAUGUUCUGCCAAGGACCAUGUCUGUCAGAGACCAACUUGGUCCUCAAUUGUCUGAAUAACGUUUUCAGCAACUUCAUAUUCUACAACAAAGCAACCAUCCACGACAUCAGAAACACAAUCGAAGCUGCAUGUAGCUAUGGGUCUCAGAGAGGAAACUUCAAUGUGGCAGAGCACAUUCAGAAUGAUGAAAACAAGGCUUCUCCAAAGGCUACUGCUAGCCAUGCUGUAAUGGGACUUGCUGUUAUCGUAAUGGGACGAGCUCUGUUACCUCCAAAUUUCACAUAAAACUAUGCUCAUAUAUAACAGUUAUCUAUGCUUCUCAGUUUUAUGUGUAGUUAAUCACUCAUAUGAUAUGUAGUAUAAUAACCUAUACAUGGGAAAAUAGUAGGUAUUUAUAUACGUAUAUGGAGUUGUAUGUAUUAUGUGUGUGGAACAGAUUAAUGAUAUAUAAUAUAUGAACUGUUUCGUAGAAAUCUUAUUGUUGACUAGAAAUAAUACAAAUUCAAAACAUAAAAAUGAAUGCAAAAACUUCAGGGGCAU
Molecule: messenger RNA, 933 nt
Organism: Vigna umbellata (rice bean)
Lineage: Eukaryota; Viridiplantae; Streptophyta; Magnoliopsida; Fabales; Fabaceae
Source: RefSeq, a predicted model, not a curated record